UUAAAAUCCUAGUCCCUGGACCAGCAGCAUCAGCUAGUUUACAGGGCUUGUUUACAAUGCAAUACUCAGGGCUUGUUUACAAUGCAAAGUCUUGCCCUGCCCCAGACUUAAUCAGAAACUCUGGAGUGGGAGCCACCAACCUGUUUUAACAAGCCCUCCAGGAGACCCGGAUGCAAGACUAGCUCUGAGAACCUGUAUUGCGUGCUUGAAGUCAGCCCAUUCCAUCUUAGAACUGUUCUAGGAGAUGGGAUAAUCAUCUGCCUCCUGUAGUUGAGGACACUGAGGCACAGAGAAUCCCCCCAGAUCUCACAGCCAGUAGGGGGCAGAACUGGCCUUUCCACCUGGCUCCAGAAUCCUCUCUCUCAACCCCUAUGCUAUAGUGUCUCUCCAACAAUAAUGUAAAAAUAGUUCCAGUAAUAACAUGAAAAGAACAGCUGACCUUACUGAAUACACGUUCGGUGCUAAGCCCUCAAUUCUCCCAACAGCCCCAUCAGGCAAGUACAUUUUAUGGAUGAGGGAAACCAAGGCAUAGGUGGUUAAGGAACUUGAUCAGUAUCACCCAUCUAGAAAAUGACUUAGCUGGCAUCUGAAUAUUUGUUCGCUUAACAGGUUCUCAUCAACUUCACGUUUCUAUGUCCACGUGUAUCCUCCAUGAUCCUCAUGGACUCUUGGCCCCACCUCAAUUUAUCAUUUUGGUGUCCGUGUCUCUCUCUUUCUGCCUCCAGGUUCAAAUGUUCUUGGAGGGAAUGUCUGUCUUGCUCUUAACUUACAGACCAAUGGCCACCCUCACCUCUGUCUGUCAGGGUCAUUUAUCCAGCCCUGACCCAACCAGCUGGUCAUGGGUACACAAUGUGGCCACUAUAUCCAGCAGGACUCUUAAUAGCGAUGUCAGAAUCCUAACUCAAACUGAAGGGAGAAAGAAUAAAUGAUUUGGAGCACAUAUAACUGCAAAGACUGAGGGUGUUUCUAUCUUCAGUCUUAGCUAGAUUAAGAAUUUUCAACUGCAGAUUUGAAAAGUCCAUUUUUCUCCCAGUCCAUCUUCUUCUUCCCUUCUAUUCUCUCUCUGUUAGCUUUAUUCUCAAGUAGAUUUUCCUCUUGUGGUAGCCGCAAGGCUUUGGCAACUUCAAGCUGACAAUUCUACCAGCUUCAGUGCCUUUGCAAAAAUAUAACAUCCUUUUCCCAGUGACCCCAGCUAAAGUCCCAGGCUUGCCACCCAAGGCUUCGCCUGUCCAAUUAUUGUGAACCAGAGGAGGGAAGAAUAAUCUGAUUAGCCAGCCCUGGGGUUCUGUACACAACCCUGGAACCUGAAUGUGGAAUCACCUCAGUCCACAUGUUGAAAGUAAGGAUGGAUAGUUGCCAAAAAGCAAGCGGAGGUUAUUAUUGUCAGAAGGGCAGAGAGGCCAAGAAAAGACCUCCACCACUAGAAUCCACUGACAGGUUCCUUAUGGACCCAAACAAGCAGCAUAGGAGGUGGGAUCACUUGGUGGUUCAAGUAAUGGUCAACCCUUUCAACAGGGGCUGGGAUUGCCAGGGAAAGACCCCCUAAAAGACAAAGAGCAGGGAAGCCACAUUAGUCAUAUCUUGGAUACACUUAAGUAGCUAGCACACUGCAUAGUGCGCAGACACUGUUCAAUCACUGCCGGUUGUUACUGCUGUUAGGAUUAAUCUAAGGGGAGGUCUUCCGGGAACGAUGCAAUCUGAGGGUGCCGGGGAAGCGGAGGGCAGGCCCCUGGCUUGCCUGAGUCUGACAAGCCACCUCUCCACAGCCAUGCGGUGCCCCCCGCACAGCCACUACAGCCUGUGUGUGAACCCCUGUCCCGCGGCCUGUGCGGGUGUUCAGGAGGUGGUACAGCUCCCCACUCCCUGUGCUGAGGGCUGCGAGUGCGAUGAUGGAUUCUUCCCCGCCAAGGGUGACUGCGUCCCUGUGGACCACUGUUCUUGCUUCCACAAUGGCCUGUACUUCCCUCCUGGCCAGACUAUCCUCAUCAAGAAUUGCUCCUCCUCCUGUACCUGCCACCUAGGGGAAGGUGUGGCCUGUGUCCCCUUCAGCUGCCCUACGGAGGAGGUCUGUGGCAUCACAGAUGGAGUCCUAGGCUGUCGAUUGCAAGCCACCUUGGCCUCUGCCCCUAGCUCUGUGGCCCCACCACUGGUUUCCCCACCAUUGCUCCCCAGUCCCAGUCCCCAGUGCCCAGAAAACUCCCGCUUUGUUCCCUGUGGGUCUGCAUGUCCAGCCACGUGUGCCAACCCCUCAGCCCCAGAGCACUGUAGCCACCCCUGUGCUCCUACCUGCCAGUGCCUGCCUGGCUACCUGCUGCAGGAUGGCCAGUGCAUGCCCCCUGCACACUGCUCCUGCUUCCUGCACCAAGGCCGUACUUUCUGGACAGACAACUGUACUUGGCACUGCCACUGCCCAACCCUUGGGGCCCUGGUGAGCAAACUUCCCCAGUGUUGGCCUGACAAGUGCCAUGGUCACUGCAAGGCCUUCACAAGUGGCUGGUACCACUGCCUGUCAGCCCAGUCCUCACCCAGUCCCACUGUCCUGGAGAAGCCACUGGUGUGCACUGCCUCUGGAGACUUCUACUUCCACACAUUUGGAGGAGCUCACUACGAAUUCCCUGGCUCCUGUGUCUAUCGCCUGGCGGGUCUCUGUGACACAGCCCAUGCCGACCUUGAGCCCUUCAGCCUGGAUUUGACCCCACUGCUGCGGCCACGUGGCUGGGCCAAGGCCCUGACCCUCUUAGCCUGUGGCCUGAGGCUGGAUCUGAGUCCAGAAGAUCUCAACCACAUCCGGGUGGACGGAAUUCUGGAAUCGCUGCCCUUCUUUCACGGCCACUGCCUCCGUGCCUACUACCAAGGCCGCCAGCUCUGUGUAGACACGGACUUCGGCCUCUCACUCACCUACGAUUGGGACAGCCUGGCACGUGUAACGCUGCCGAGGCCCUACGGACCCUACCUGUGUGGACUCUGUGCCCAAAGAGGCCCGAGCAGCCCCACGGUGCCGUUGCCCGACAUCUGGAAGGUGGCAGAAGUGCCAGGCUGUGGCCCAGUCUGCGGGCCCCUCUGCCAUAACCAGUGUCCAGUGUCCACGCGCACUCGAUUCGCUGGAGACGCGUACUGCGGGCUGCUGGCGGGGGCCGAGGGUCCCUUGGGGCCAUGCUACGCUGCGCUGGACCCGCUCCCAUUCCUGGACAACUGCCUGGACGACGUGUGCCGCCACCACGGAGCCCGUCCCAUCGUCUGCCGAGCCCUGGCCGCCUUCACUGUCGCCUGUCAGGCUCUGGAUGUGCACCUGCGGCCGUGGAGGACGCCUGACUUCUGUCGUGAGUGUGCGGGGCUUGGCAUACAUACUGGGUGAAGCUCCUAAGAGCUGGGAUUUGGGACACCGAGGGACGGACGCGGGAGGACCAAUGAAGAAGUUCAGGCCUGGGUGGGUGGGGCCAGGUGAAGAAGGGUGGGACUUGAAGAAGAGUUAGACCUGGAUGGGGCAGCAGUUUAAUUAACGACAUCUUCCUGUCUUUUGUGUCCGUCUCUUUUUCUGUCUGUCUCUCCCGUGCCUCUGUGUCUCUCUGUGUCUCCCUUUCU
Molecule: messenger RNA, 3582 nt
Organism: Acinonyx jubatus (cheetah)
Lineage: Eukaryota; Metazoa; Chordata; Mammalia; Carnivora; Felidae
Product: IgGFc-binding protein-like
Exons: 4
Coding region: 1691-3355 (554 amino acids)
Source: RefSeq, a predicted model, not a curated record